Molecule: messenger RNA, 1464 nt
Organism: Gloeophyllum trabeum ATCC 11539
Lineage: Eukaryota; Fungi; Basidiomycota; Agaricomycetes; Gloeophyllales; Gloeophyllaceae
Product: MFS general substrate transporter
Exons: 8
Coding region: 8-1351 (447 amino acids)
Biological process (GO): transmembrane transport
Cellular component (GO): brush border membrane
Molecular function (GO): transmembrane transporter activity
Source: RefSeq, a predicted model, not a curated record
CCACAACAUGCAAGUCGGCACUGUCGUCUUUCUGUCGCUGGUGCUGGAUUUAUUCGCAUUCACCAUUCCUUUGCCGCUCUUUCCGCGUCUCAUCGAGUGGUACACAAAACGAGAAUCGUCCGACCCGGAUGGCUUCCUCUCGCGCACGCUCGCCUUUGUCUCCGCCGUCCGCGGCCUCUUCUACGCCUCCGCGCGCAACUCGCAGAAAUGGGACGUCGUCCUGCUCGGCGGCCUCAUGGGCUCCGUCUUCUCUACCCUGCAGUUCAUCGUCUCGCCGUACAUCGGCUCGCUCUCGGACACCCAUGGCAGGAAACGCAUCCUCCUCCUCACCAUGAUCGGAAAUAUCCUCUCUGCGCUCGUCUGGCUCCAGUCCACCUCCUUUGCCUCCUACAUGCUCUCCCGCGUCAUCGGCGGCCUCAGCGAGGGCAACGUCCAACUAGCCAUCGCCAUCCUCUCCGACGUCUCCACCCCCGCCACCCGCUCGCGCUCCCUCGCCUCCAUCGGCAUCGCCUUCGCCCUCUGCUUCUGCCUCGGGCCCCCCAUCGGCGCCUACUUUGCCUCCCAACCCCUGCCCUCCUCGCUCGCCGCCGGCGUCGAGCUCAACGUCUACGCCCUCCCCGCGCUCCUCUCCCUCGCCCUCCUCCUCGCCGAGACCGCCUUCCUCGCGCUCUGCCUCCCCGAGACCAAGGGCACCAGGAUCGCCGAGGACGAGCAGGCGAGCCACGACGGGAAAGGCGCGGAGAAGGCGGCGCACGCAAACCCGCCCCGCCCCGCCCCUGCCCCCGCACGCGCGCCGCGCCCUCCUCGCGCGCCUCCGCCGCACGCACUUUGCCUUCCUCGCCAUCUUCUCCGGCUCCUCGACUGGGACAACCGCCGCAACGGCACCCUCCUCGCCACCAUCGGCAUCCUCUCCGCGCUCCUCCAGGGCGGCUACGUCCGGCGCGCCCUCGCGCGCACGGGCGAAGCCACGAUGGCGCGCCGCGGCGUCCUCGCCUGCGCGCUCUCCUUCGCGCUCCUCGCCGCCCUCCCGCGCACGCGUUCGGUAAAGGUGCUCUACGCCGCCGCCGCGCUCCUCGCGUUCACCUCCGCGACGGUCGUGAACGCGCUCACCGCGCACGCGGCGCUGCUCACCGACGAGCCCGGCGGCGACGAGGACCUCGUCAAAGGCCGCGCGCUCGGGCGCUUCCGGUCGCGCGGGCAGCUCGGCCGCGCGCUGGGGCCUCUCCUCGCCUGCGCUGGCUACUGGACCUUUGGGCCCUCGGCGACGUACGCCGCCUGCGCGGGCGCGAUGUUCCUCCUCGGCGCGCGCAUGCGCUCGCUCGCCUCGUCCCAGAAGGCCAAACAAGCGUAAGUUAGGGCGGCUCCGGAGUAGAGCGAGCGAAAAACUACCCAUUGUCACGCCUGUACUUUGGAUACACUUCAUAGUUUAUGCGCCCGGAAUCACAUACUCCAAGCUUGAAGCCC